GCGAUGUCCAAUAUUGAAGGACCUGAUAAGGCAGCAUCGCCACUACUGAUCCCCGGGAAGAUUGCCGAAGGAUUUCAAAGAGGUGAGCGGCAGCGGCGCUCGCUGUGCCAUCUAUCGGUGACCAGUGAAACUUACCAGUGGCCAGGCGGUGGGAUAGGCUCUGCGCGCUCUGUAAAUAAUGUGUUAAAACCUCAUUACUCUAGCCACCACCUGCCCCAGUUUGGGAUGGUAGGUCCAGCAGUAUUUUGUUGAGCCGCUGAGUGUAUAUGGAGGGAUGUUAGUCCAUGUGGGAUGGCUAAGACGUGAGUGAAAGUUAAGUCGUCUGCUGGAGAGCGAGUGAGGGAGGGAGGGAGAGGGAUGCUGCUGCACCAAAGCAACCACCACCACCACUGCCGCCACCACUUCGUCUGCCCACUCGUCAAGCCCUUGACCGCUUCGAGCCUCGGAUGGCCAUAUGACGUGCUUCGCUGGGAUACGGUAAUGGCCAGCUGGGACUCGUUAUGAUGGGCGUCUGAGGGCGUGUCGUGGGCUGCUGCAGCCCACGUGUUCCUUGUGUCAUCGUCUGUGCUGCCGCUUGAUGCAAGUAGGCGGCCGCUUCCUGCCAAAACAGUGUCCUAGGACAGUUGGUGAGACGGCACAGUGAGGUGCGUCCAGCUGCCUUCCCAGUGAAUAGGUGUGAGACGGACAGGUGUGUGCGCCACAAAGUGAUGGAUUGUCGCCACAAAUUCCUGUACUUCGGGCAGUUAUAGUGAAUACUUCAACUGCAUCAAUAUAAUAACUGUGUCAUAUAAUAAGAAAGGAAGGACACACUCGCUUGAAUUGGCAUAGCGGGGUGGGGCCGACGCACCAGCGGCCCUCGCUCCCUCAGCAGUCUCGCCCAUACUUGGCCAAUUGAGCGCAGCCACCCUGCGUCGUGUCCCCAGGCGUGUUGGCCGCGCGGGGACACAAGGGUGAUUAUGACGAUUCAGGGAAGACCUCUGGGCCGCGGACUGAAACCUGCCAGACCACGGCAGUGUGUUAGGUUUUGAUUUCCUUCCAUCCUUCGUCUUUGUUACUCACCACUGUUCUUUCUUUCUUUGUGUCGUUCAUGUUCUCGCACCAUUUAUUCUUGACGGAGCCGCCAGCCGGCAGUGCCCCGCUCAACGCCAACCUCGACCUUACCUCUCAGACUCGCCAGUGCAGCCACUCGCUCAAGUGCCUUAGCACUUACUUUCGAAGCCUAACUGACUACGGAAGUAAGACCGAGUGUACUACAGUAGGACAAGCCUCGCCACCAUACCACCAUUCCCACCACCACCAUCCGGCCUCCUCAUCUCCAAAAAGCCGCCUAUCCCCGUGGUGUCAUUCUCUGCAAGUCCUGCUGCCCUGCGUCAACCGAUCGACCAUCCAGGACCCAGCCGCUACCAAGCUCGCACGGUUCAAGAUGGUACCGGCGGAGGACGCCGUCAUUGAGGAGGGCGGCACAAGUUGUUCACUAACGGGAAGCUUCUGUCGCCCGCGGCCUCGUCGCGUGCUGCUGCUGGUCGUGGCAGUGCUGGUGCUUGGUCAACUCUCCCUUAACAUGCUCUUCUACCGCAAUUCCGACUCUCUCUUCUAUGUCAACACUACUGCGUCUGCCGCCGGGCCAUUGCUGCUCGACUCUCGGUUGUGGUGGACAAGUUCUCGGUUGCCGUGGUUGCAGCCCGUGCCGGUGAACCACUCCAACCACACGCCCUCUUUACCAAUCACCAACACCUCCUCCAGUCAACCAGGAAGAAGGGCAGAAGGGACAGAAGCUGAAAGGAGACAAAGGACGAGAGAGAAUUCCUCGACGAAUCUUGAAGAGGAAAGUGUGGGGAGUGGGACACGCCCUGUCAAGCUUCAAGAGCUUGCUGCUGCCCCUCCCACCAUGCCAGCAAACUCACCUCGGGUGGCGCUGCCACCCAGUGCAGCAGUGCCACCGUCCAAUGAUAACAAAUUGACAUCGAACAAUGAAGGUCUUGGGCGUGCCACUCAAGCGGCGGUCAGUGUUGAUAAGCCGUUGUGUCCUCCCGUUCCUCCAAAAUUGGUGGGGGUUGUCAAGGUCAACAAGAGUGCCCCAAGCCUUGAGGAGCAGGAGCGUGCCCACCCAGAGCUUGCACCGGGGGGCCAUUUCCAGCCAGGGGACUGUAUGGCACGCCACAAGGUAGCCAUUAUUAUACCUUACCGGGACCGAGUGAGCCACCUUAGUGUCCUCCUCCAUCACUUGCAUCCCAUCCUGCAGCGGCAGCAGGUGGACUACACAAUCUUUGUAGUGGAGCAAGCAGGCACAGGCAAAUUUAACCGAGCAAUGUUGAUGAAUGUUGGUGCCCUGGAGGCCCUGAGGCACUACCCAUUCAACUGCUUCAUAUUUCAUGAUGUUGACCUGUUGCUGGAGGAUGACCGUAACCUGUACACAUGUCCAGAGCAGCCCAGACACAUGUCCAUCGCUAUUGAUAACAUGAAAUAUAGGUUACCGUACAAUGAUAUAUUUGGAGGUGUAAGUGCCAUGACAGUGGAGCAGUUCCGCACUGUGAAUGGCUUCAGCAAUAAGUUCUGGGGGUGGGGAGGUGAGGAUGACGACAUGUCCAACCGCAUCAAACACCAUGGCUUCUUCAUCUCCCGCUACCCUGCUAAUGUGGGCCGCUACACCAUGCUUACCCACAAGAAAGACAACCCCAACCCCAGACGGUACCAAUAUCUUCAUGAAGGAAAGAAGAGGUACAGUUCUGAUGGCCUCAACAGUGUCAAGUACCGUCUGCUAGACACACAACUACGCCGCCUCUAUACAUGGGUAUAUGUGGACCUUUAUCCUUCAUGAUGCCAUGCUAUUGGGUGCCUUACAAGAGAGAUAUGUAGUGCAAAAUGUGAAGGAAGAAAGCUUUGUUAUGAGGUGAAAUAUGAGUGGGUUUUAUGAAAGGUGUGUGAUAGAGCAAUGUGAUGUGUGAGAAAAUGUUUUAGGUGUGAAGUUUUAUCUAUAAUUUAUUUAUUAUUAGAAUUAGUAAGUCUGAAUCUCAUGGCAUAUGAAAAGAUAAAUAUUUAUUACGGAGUGCAAUGCAAAGUCCUUCAAGACAUUAUUAAACUUUUAACAUUCAUAUUUACUUGUACAUAAAAUACCAUUGAAAUUUGUAAUAUUAAAGGGCAGAACAAGGUUUUAGGAAAAUGGCUCAAAUUGUAUGGUUGUCAUAUAAAAAUUGUAUAAAUUAUUAAGAUUCUUCUUCUUCAGAUUGUUAUCAGUUUUAACCAUACUUAUAUCAUCCAUUGAUAUUUACAUAUCUGGCUGAAAUUUUAAAAGGAAGAAACAAUAAUGACAAGACAUAAAAUUACCAAAUUAAUCAAGAUUUCCUUUGACAAGGAAAUAUAUUAUGGCAGAUUAAUUUUACUGUGGAUGUGUUUGCUGAGUUAUACAUGUCUGCUAUAAGUUCUGUGAUCUGAGUGAUUCAUUUAAACUCAUAUGUUACAUAUAAGAUAAUGCAAUUAUAUUGAUAGACAGCAGAAAGUCCUCAUCCGCUUUGGAAUAAGUCAGACUUGGUGUACAUCUUGUUUGUUUGGAUGCAAAGAAAUUUGCUUGAUAUACAAUCUUUGGAACACAAUUCACUCAUUUAAUGCAACCAUGCAUCCACAGCCUAGAAUGCUCUGUGUGUAAGUGAAAGGUAUGGAUAUAUUACCUAUAAUGAAUGCUAUACUCUUGUGAAUAAGAGGAGGAAUUGCAGUUUUAAAGAAGAAAUCUACUUGUGCAUACAAUUUAUGAACUGAAUCUCACUCCAAGGAGAUACCUCAUUUUCUUUCUCAGCAACAAGGAAAAGAUCAUUAAUUUCUCAUGAGGUUAAAUGUCUUAUGAUUCUUAUCAAGAGGUUAUCUUCCUCAAAAGAACCUGGCUGCCUCCAAGCCAGUCAAGGAGCCAUUCUUAACUGACUGACCAAGUAAAUCUACUGUUAUCAGAUACCUAGUCAUAGUAGAGGAUACAUAAAGACAAGUAACUUACAUCAAGCUACAUGUGAUAAUGGACUGAUUUAGAAAACCUCUAUUUGGCAGAGGCAUCAUAGUGUUAAUAUGCUCUGAUAUAUUGUAUAGAUUGUAAUGAAGGUCAUUGAGGUGACCUGUGGCCCUAUGAUUAAUAUGUAAUUGUGACUGAAAAUUACUACCUUCAUGACAUUGACUAUGGUGUGGCUUUUACUGUCACUGUUAAAAAUGGGUGGCGACCUAUAAUGUCGUAUUAGAACAUCCAUCUGUGCAUACCUAUGAUGGACACCACUGAGUAUUAAUUGAAUCAAUGGAAAAAAGCAUGAUAUUGCUUUGUUUAGUGUUACAUUUAGCAAAAAAAUAAAAUAUGUUGAUAGGAAUAAAUUCUUGUGUGAUAUUUAGUGAAUCUGAUACUAUUGCCAGGACAGACCUUUGUAUCUUUGGAGGGAGGGACAUCCAGACUUGAGGAAGCUUUCACUUUUUAAGAUGUUGUUCUGAAUUUGAUAUAAAAAUAAAAACUUGAUCUUUAAUUAUAAUACAUAUAUAGUAAAAAUUUAAUUCUUAUCAUAGGGUGACUCAUAACAGAUUCACAUAGAGGAGAUUGAAUUUGUAUGUGAUGGUGUACAUGUUUUUCUGUAAAGUUUUAAUGUUAAACUAAAGAAUAUCAGAAAAUAGCCUUGAAAAAUCCAUCAACAUAUAAUAUCAAGGAAGAACAACCAUGAAAACAAAUAGUAAUCUCAUUGGAUCCCCAAAGAAGAGGGUAAAUAUUACCUGUGCAAAUGUGAGACUGGUGAUGUAUGAUAUUCAGACAAAGUCAACAAUGAAAGAAACAGAAAGGAUGAGAGAAUGCAAGAUGUUGAAAUUCAUUACAACAAUUUAGAUGGGAAACCAUGCGAACUAACAUGAUCAUAAGGAGGUGAGAAGAGUAUGAUAAAUGUACUAAGGAAGUACAGAUUGAGACAAGGGAGGUAUGUCAUCAGAGUCGUUAGUUGAAAGAAAAUCAGUUGGUACGAGUUAAGAGGA
Portunus trituberculatus (swimming crab) is the source of this 4983-nucleotide messenger RNA. RefSeq names its product beta-1,4-N-acetylgalactosaminyltransferase bre-4-like. The transcript has 9 exons. Gene Ontology annotation, biological process: glycosphingolipid biosynthetic process; carbohydrate metabolic process. Bases 1088 to 2818 code for a protein of 576 amino acids. Gene Ontology annotation, molecular function: N-acetyl-beta-glucosaminyl-derivative 4-beta-N-acetylgalactosaminyltransferase activity. Lineage: Eukaryota; Metazoa; Arthropoda; Malacostraca; Decapoda; Portunidae. The record is from RefSeq and is a predicted model, not a curated record.